Molecule: messenger RNA, 2394 nt
Organism: Peromyscus maniculatus bairdii (prairie deer mouse)
Lineage: Eukaryota; Metazoa; Chordata; Mammalia; Rodentia; Cricetidae
Source: RefSeq, a predicted model, not a curated record
AUGACCUGCCUCUUCCCCAGAGCCCUGGGGCCUCUGGCCCUCCUGAUGGUGGUGCUGCUGGUGCAUGGGGAGCUGCAGGCAGAGCCAGGAGGACAGCCCAGUGAAGACAGGACAGCAGUGCAACAGGCCAAAAGAAGGCACAAACGAGAAUGGGUAAAAUUCGCCAAGCCCUGCAGAGAAAGAGAAGACAACUCAAAAAGAAACCCAAUUGCCAAGUAUUCGGCACGUAUUGAGGAAAAUACUUUAAAUUCUGAGUUACUCCGGUUUCAAGUGACAGACUGGGAUGAAGAAUACACGGAUAACUGGCUGGCUGUGUACUUCUUUACCUCUGGAAAUGAGGGGAAUUGGUUUGAAAUUGAAACAGAUCCCAGAACCAAUGAAGGCAUCCUGAAGGUGGUUAAGGCUCUGGAUUAUGAGCAAAUGCAAAGCAUGCAAUUUAGUAUUGCUGUCAGAAACAAAGCUGAGUUCCACCAGUCAGUGAUCUCCCAGUACCAAGUUCGGCCAACUCCAGUCAUAAUCCAAGUCACCAAUGUCCGAGAAGGAAUCUCAUUCCGUCCUCCUUCCAAGACAUUUACUGUGCCAAGGGGAGUAAGCACUAACAAAUUGGCUGGUUAUAUCCUUGGAACAUAUCAAGCUACUGAUGAGGACACUGGUAAAGCUGCCUCCUCUGUCAGAUAUGUCCUGGGUCGUAAUGAUGGUGGUCUGCUUGUGAUUGAUUCAAAAACUGCUGAGAUCAAAUUUGUCAAAAACAUCGACCGAGAUUCUACUUUCAUAGUUAACAAGACAAUCUCAGCUGAGGUUCUGGCCAUAGAUGAAAACACUGGUAAGACAUCUACAGGCACAGUGCUUGUGGAAGUGCCCAGUUUUAGUGAAAACUGUCCAUCAGUUGUCCUCGAGAAGGAAGAGAUCUGCAGCUCCUCACCGUCUGUGCUCGUCUCGGUGAGGACCCUGGAGAGGGGCAGAUACACCGGCCCCUACACAGUGUCUCUGGAGGAGCAGCCCCUGAAACUGCCCGUCAUGUGGAACAUCAGAACGGUGAACGCUACCUCAGCGCGUCUACAAGCCCAACAGCAGGUGUCUCCAGGAGUGUACAGUGUCCCAGUCAUCGUGAAGGACAAUGAGGGCGGGCAGUGUGACACACCAGAGAUCCUGACUCUGACCGUGUGUCAGUGUGAUGACCGGAACCUGUGCAGAUCUCCUAACCCGAGCAGAGAACCCAUUUUAUACAGGGAGUCAUCCUGGGGGCUGGGGCCUGCUGCCAUCGGAUUGAUCCUGCUAGGACUCCUGAUGUUGCUGUUGGCCCCGCUGCUGCUGCUGACCUGUGACUGUGGGGCGGGUCCCAUCGGAGGAGGAGCCGCCACAGGUGGCUUUAUCCCUGUGCCUGAUGGUUCAGAAGGAACGAUCCACCAGUGGGGAAUCGAGGGAGCCCAGCCUGAAGACAAGGAAAUCACAAAUAUUUGUGUGCCUCCUACCACAACCAAUGGAGCAGAUUUUAUGGAAAGUUCUGAAGUUUGUACGAACACAUACGCCGGCGGGACUGUGGCGGAAGGCGCUUCUGGGAUGGAGAUGACGACCAAGCUGGGAGCAGCCACUGGCUCCGGAGGCGCUUCUGGGAUGGAGAUGACGACCAAGCUGGGAGCAGCCACUGGCUCCGGCGCUGCAGCCACGCUCGGCCCCUGCUCCUUGGGUCAUUCAGGGACGAUGAGAACGAGGCACUCCACUGGAGGGACCUUGAAGGACUUUGUCGCUGCACCAGUGAACAUGACUUUCCUAGGUUCCUACUUUUCUCAGAAAUCAUUCGCCUAUGCCGAGGAAGAGGAUGAACGGGAAGUGAAUGACUGUUUGCUGAUCUACGAUGAUGAAGGCGAGGAUGCUGCCCCCUGUUCACUCAGCUCCUGCAGCUUUAUUGCCGAUGACCUGGAUGACAGCUUCUUGGAUUCCCUUGGCCCCAAAUUUAAAAAGCUUGCAGAGAUAUGUCUGGGUAUUGAUGAUGAAGCCAAGCAGGCAAGGCCAGGCCCUAAAGACAGGGCUUCUGGGGCAGACGUCUGUGCUCGCUCUACCGAAGUCCCUCAGUCAGGUUCUCAAAGGUACCAGACUUUGCCUGGCAGUCAAGUUUCUUCUGUUUUGUCCCCUUCCGGGUCUGUCCUCCCUGCCAUUGCCAUCCCUGACCCUCUACAGCUUGGUAACUACUUGCUCACAGAAACUCACGCAACUUCAGGCUCCUUCGUGCAGCCCACCGCUGCCACCUUUGACCCACAUCUCACCCAGAACGUCACGGUAACAGAAAGGGUGAUCUGCCCCCUUCCGAGUGUCUCUGGCAGCCUAGUGGCUCCCACGGAGCUGCGAGGCUCGUACAGUAUGCUCUAUACAAAAGAAACCUGCUCCCAUCUAUGA